UCAAGCAUAGUUCUUUAAAAUCAUUCACGGCACACGUUACUCAAGUUAAUGAUAUUCAUUGUGUGCAUCGCACGUGAGAAAACUCCCAUUGAAAUUGAUAGAAUCGCUUUUUGCCAUAGUAGUAUUGCGCCAAAGGCUGUACUCUUAAGUCGUGUGUAAAAUGUGGAAGUUAAUGACACUAGCGUUCGCGAGUUUAGUCUCGACGGCGCCUACAACUUUAGACUUCAACAAUUUCGCACCAAUCAACCAGUUUGCAUUAAGGUUAUUGGAUAACACUUACGCAUACGAGAAAAAUGAUCCCAAUAAGUUGAGAACAAAUAUUGCAAUAUCGCCCCUAUCUGUAUGGAGCAUCUUCUCUCUGCUAGCAGAGGGUUCUUCUGGAGAUACCUUCCUGGAAUUAAUGAGGGAGUUGCGACUUCCCAGAGAUUUGAGAUCAACGCAGGCGUUGCAUUUAGCAGCUAGAAAUAUUUUGAAGUGUGGUGAUAAAGAUGUCCUCAUAAAUGGAAAGUCUGUUAUAUUCUCUGACUGUUCUCUGGAGAUUCAUCCUGAAUUCUGUAAAGCCGCGGUUACAUAUAAUACUGAUAUAUACUCUGUGGAUCCAAGCAAUACUACUAAACUUGCGAAUGAUAUAAACUACUUCAUAUGUUUAGCAACGGAAGGCAGAAUAUUGAAUGCAGUUAAACCAGAAGUUUUGGAGAACCUUCGAAUGGUUCUGAUAGAUGCUCUUUACUUCAAAGCUAAUUGGACAAAACAGUUUGAUCGUUCUUAUACAAAGGUUGAAACCUUUUAUAAUUCUCAAGGAAAGAUGAUAGGUUCUGUGAAUAUGAUGUACCAAAAAGGCAACCACAGUUUCGGGGAUGCAACUAGUAUAGAAGCUCAAGUGUUGGAGUUGACAUAUGGUCGUGAUCAGCAAUUUGCGAUGCUUAUUCUGCUACCAUUUGAUGGUGUAACAAUAAAGUCAUUAUUGAAAAAUCUAGCAUCUCAACCACUAAGCUGGAUGACCGAAUAUAAAUACUCCACGAAUUUACCAGACAUUGAAGUUUAUGUACCAAGAUUUAAAAUGUCAUCUCAGACAAAUUUAAUACCACCCAUGCAAUAUUCAGGAAUAAUUUCAGUUUUUGAUAAACAGAGAGCUCAGUUACCUGGUGUGUCUAACAGUCCAUUAUUUGUGUCUAAAACCAUUCAGAAUGUUGAUAUAGAAGUGACUGAAAGUGGUACAGUGGCUGCGUCAUCUACCGUAGUAGGAUUAGAGAAUAGAAGAUUGGGACAAAAGUUUGUGGCCAAUAAAGAGUUUGUGUUUCUGAUUAUCGAGAAGUGUUCACGUGCAAUAUUAUUUGCUGGGGUUUACGAAGACCCUUCCCUGUUUUAGUGCAAAGUUGUGGGACCUGUAUAAUAAUGAAAUAUUUCGAUUAUUAGUGCUAAUGAAAUCUGUGACACUGUAAAUAAGAAUACAAGUUGUAGAAAUCAAUUUUUUAGGUACUUUAUGAAAUGAUAAUAUAGUUUUUAUUUAA
This is a messenger RNA of Achroia grisella, 1511 nucleotides long. RefSeq names its product serine protease inhibitor 77Ba-like (gene serpin-32). The record is from RefSeq and is a predicted model, not a curated record. Lineage: Eukaryota; Metazoa; Arthropoda; Insecta; Lepidoptera; Pyralidae. The transcript has a single exon. Gene Ontology annotation, molecular function: serine-type endopeptidase inhibitor activity. Bases 161 to 1369 code for a protein of 402 amino acids.